CGGUGCGGGGCCACCAGUGGACCGAGUGACGGAGGAGUUUGUAUCAGUGUUCUGUGGCCGUCAGUAAGUCGCCAUAUUUGUUUAUGUCGUUGAAUGGGGGAGGUCUCGAUGCAAAAUUGCAAUUGAGUUGUGAGUGAAAACCCUUUGUGUUUGAGUUUGUGGGGCCACAGAGCAGUCGGUCGAAGAAAUGUCUAACUAAAAAAGUAGUGUUAAUCCGCGUGUCCUUUGUCUACGGCAAUCGUAUUUCUUUUGGUGUUUUGUUGUUCUGUGGUGACAGGAAUAAUCCUGGCUGCUGCGGCGGGAGGCGGUAAUGGAGGCGACGAGGCAGCGGCGGCUGCUGCGAUGCUCGACUGGGAGGAGGUCGACAGGUUCAGUUUCGAGGAUUCGGAUCGUUUUGAAGAAGACUCUCUGUGCAGCUGGAGCUCCGAGCCCGAGAGCCUUUGCAAUAAUUGGAGGGGCUGGAAAAGACCUCCGACGGGCUCCGCUGCCACCUAUUUUGGAGGGCCCAACAGAAGACUUGCUGAAGAUUUGCCCUCGGUUCCUUCUCUCACUGAACUAGCAGCAAAAUGCGUAGCGUCUCACAUACCGUUCGAACUCGUAGAACACGUCUAUCCUCCGGUUCCCGAACAGCUACAGCUGCGGAUCGCGUUCUGGAGCUUUCCGGACAACGAAGAAGACAUCCGAUUGUAUUCCUGCCUGGCCAACGGAUCCGCCGACGAGUUUGCCAGAGGCGAGAGUCUGCACAGGAAUCAUAUGGUUAAAGAUCCCCUUCAAAUAGGUUUCCAUUUGUCGGCGAGCGUGCUCCAACAGAGCGGCGGAAAUGGUGGCGGUGGUGCGGGAUCAGGGAGCGGGACGGCGGCGGCGAGCGCCGGCGGCGUAAACGGUUCCGGCCGCGGACACUACAACAACGUAGCCGUGACCUUCGAUCGGCGACGCAUCUCGUCUUGCAACUGCACCUGCACUUCGACGGCAUACUGGUGUUCCCAUGUCGUCGCCGUAUGUCUCACCAGGAUACAUUGCCCACACUGGGUGACUUUGAGGGCUCCAGUAUCAGAAUCCCUUUCGCGUCUUCACCGUGAGCAGCUCCAGAAGUUCGCGCAGUACCUUAUUAGCGAACUACCACAGCAAAUUUUGCCCACAGCGCAGCGUUUAUUGGACGAACUUUUGGGUUCGCAACCGUCCGCAAUCAAUUCGGUAUGUGGAGCGCCAGAUCCGACAGCCGGAGCUUCGGCGAACGAUCAAACAUCUUGGUAUUUGGACGAGAAGACUUUGCAUGACAACAUUAAAAAGAUUCUCAUCAAGUUUUGCGUUCCAGCGCCUAUGGUGUUUAGUGAUGUGAACUACCUAAGUACGGUAGCACCACCAGCAGCUGCAGAAUGGACUUCGCUUCUUCGGCCUUUGCGAGGUCGCGAACCAGAAGGCAUGUGGAACCUUCUCAGCAUCGUCCGAGAGAUGUUCAAACGCAACGAUCGCAAUGCCAUUCCACUCUUGGAGAUUAUCACGGAGGAGUGUCUGGCUUGCGAGCAAAUUCUCGUUUGGUGGUUUAAUACCAAGGUUGCCCUGUUGAGUGGGAAUUCAGGUUAUGGAGGCAGCGGAGGCGGUAAACAUAACAACGUUAACAGUAAUACGCAUGCGUCACAGCACGCUUGCUCUUCGCUGUGCGAGGAAGUCGUUGUGCUAUGGAGGUUGGCAGCCUUAAAUCCUGGUUUAGCUCCCCAUGAAAGGGAUAUGUUACAUAAUCAGUUUACUACAUGGCAUAUGAAAAUCCUCGAAAAAGUUAGUAAAUGUCGCAGCACAUCAUCGUCUCAAUCAAAUUUCUCAAAGAACAGCUCUCUUAAAAUGGAUUUAGAAGUUUUUACUGGUUUUAAACCCGCUAUUGAAGCUUGUUACCUGGAUUGGGAUGAUUACCCAAUGCCUGGAAUCACUUAUACCCAGGACAUCAAUCCCAUGUACCAUUGUCCAUUUACAUGUUUUAGGCACGGAUCAGAUAGCAGAGGAGAAGGACAAGUAACCCAAGUGAAUUCAAGCAAAGCUCUUCUAAACUGCGAACAUCCACAUACAAGCCAUUCUCAUCACCAUCACCACCACCAUCAUCACCAUCAUUCGAGAGUGACUCGGUUUGAUUUCGGCGACGUUAUUAGUCUUAACCCCGUCGAAUAUGCACCUCCCCCUCAACUGAAUCGCGGCGGCAACAGAUCGAGUGUCAGCAGCGAGGGUUUCUGCGAAGUGGACGACGACAUGAACGUGAUACCAAACCGAGAACAAGACUACGACUCCCAAGAAGUUAUUCCAGGGGGUGGCAGCGAUUCAUCGUCUUCGAGCAGCAGCGUGGAGAGCAACACUCCGUCGACUACCCAACAUUCCAACAAUAUGAGCGACACGGACACCAGCAAGCAAACUUAUCAAGUUGCCGGCCAUCAGCAACAAAAUUACUCCAUUGACCCUGUCAAUCCUACCGAGGUCGUCGCCAAAUUAAACAAAUCCUUGGCCGGAACAGCAAACACAAGUUACGCUGAAGAUGUAGAUACCUCGCGCAGGCCUUCAAAGGACGAAUCCAGUUCUUCGUCGAAUUCCGAAUCGCCACCCAGCAGUGACGAAUACAACGUUUACUUUUAUAAUAGCAAGGAUGUUAGCGCGGCCAACGCUCCGGCGCAAAAAGACACUAAACCGGAAAAUGUCGAGGAUAAAGGCGGAACAAUGUUCACGACUCUUAGAAGAUGCGACGAUCCUUGGGACGUGUUGUUCGCCCGAGCUGAAGGCCUUCAUGCUCACGGACAUGGCAGGGAAGCCUGCAUGUUGGGCGUUAAGUUAGCCGAAGAAUUGUUGGCACAUCCACCAGAUCUAAUGAUCGAAAUACCGCCAAUCCCGAAGAGGAAAGGCAAGAAACAACAAGUGAACCCAGCGACACACCAAUUAAGUUGUUUGGCGUCGGGUACUUUGGCCAAGUGCGCUUUUCUCUGCUCCGUACUCGCAGAAAAUAGCGAGCAUUCCCAUUUGGCUUUCAGGGUCGGUAUGUUUGGAUUGGAAAUGGCCCGACCGCCGGCUAGCACUAAACCUUUGGAGGUGAAGUUAGCCAACCAAGAGACUGAUCUCGUUAGUUUAUUAAAGAGAAUACCGUUAGGACAUAAGGAGUUGCAAAUAUUAAGGGAACGAGCCGAGCAUCUUAAGGAUGGCACGUUGAAAUCUAGAGGGGAAGCAAUGCUACCCAUCAUGCUGGCCAGCUUUAUUUUCGACGCUUUGGUAAUUCCAACUGUGAUGGGCAGAGAUAGAUCGAAGAUCAUGAAUAUGAGGCUACCAUCCGAUGAGCCUUUGGGUUUUGAGGCUGCAGUUGCGGCCUUAGGACUGAAAGCCAACGUAUCGGAGGCCGAUCAUCCUCUACUCUGCGAAGGUACGAGAAGGCAGCGGGGCGACCUCGCCAUAGCCCUUUUGACCUUUUACAAGGACGAUUGCUGGAAGGUCGCUCGGAUUAUGGACAGGCUGCUCGACAGGGAAAUCCAUCAACUCCUCAAGUCGCCGAUCAUGAGUUCGUAUUAUUCGAGUAAUCCGCCCAUCAAGAGCCAAUUUACGAACCUGAAACGCGAAGAUUGCGACAAAGUCAUCACUCCGUUGAGUCCAUUUUUACCACCGGCGGAAAUUUUGACGACGGACAUUAAUUCCUGCAGUAGACCGCACAGCUCGACGAGCGCCGAAGUGGAACAAAGCAUGGGCAACCUAUCACUUGGCAAUCAACCAGGUAAUUUACCCGCACAAUCAACAUCAGCCAUUACAAGAACAAAAGAGAGUCGUUACAAAGGUAAAAGGGCAUAUCCAUCGAUACCCAAUCAACCUUCUGAAGCCGGCGCUCACUUUAUGUUUGAACUGGCAAAAACUGUUUUAAACAAAGCUGGGGGUACUAGUAGUACUUCACUAUUCACCCAACCUUCCACCAGCCAAAAUCACCAUGGACCGCACAGAGCACUUCAUAUGUGUGCUUUCCAGUUGGGACUUUAUGCAUUAGGCUUACAUAAUUGCGUCAGUCCAAAUUGGUUGAGUAGAACGUAUUCAUCUCAUGUAUCAUGGAUUACAGGUCAAGCAAUGGAGAUCGGAGCUUCAGCUAUAUCAUUUUUAAUCGAUACGUGGGAGGGACACUUGACGCCGCCAGAGGCCGCCAGCAUUGCUGACAGAGCCUCUCGUGGCUGUGAUCUAAAUAUGGUCAGAGCGGCGGCCGAAUUGGCUUUGUCUUGUUUGCCACAUUCACAUGCCCUUAAUCCGAACGAAAUACAACGUGCAAUUCUUCAGUGUAAGGAACAAAGCGACGAUAUGCUGGAACACGCCUGUCUCACAGUCGAAUCAGCGGCUAAGGGAGGCGGAGUUUAUCCAGAAGUGCUGUUUCAAGUGGCCAAGUACUGGUACGAGUUAUACGUUAGGCAUACGCCCGGUGGCGAUCAGCUGCUGGACAAUGAAAUGUCCCAUGAUGGUCCGAUAAUGGAUCCGCAUGGUGCACUGGUGGCUCUCAUUGAGCAACCCGUGCCCCAAGAAGUGCCUCCACAAGCGCAACAGGUAGUUGUUACAACUGCUCCACCACCACCUUAUACGCACGCUGCACCGGUAGGUAUGUACGCUGUUGGCCACUACAAUUUCGUCCCGCAUCCUCACCAGCAGCUAGGUUAUGGGGGCCCUUUACACCCCCUGCACCAGCUCCCUCCGCCAGCUCAUGUUCAGAUGUAUCAGUUCCCCUACCCACCUCCAAAUGCUUCUAAUGCUCCUCCACCAUUCACGCCGGUACCCACGUCGUAUCAAUCGCUGCCGCCUCCACAACAAGCGGCGUUAACCACUGCUCCGUCUCAGUAUCCUCCGCAACAGCCCCCACCUUUCAACAACCAACCGCAGGCGGCAGGACCUCCACCAGGUCAGCUGCAGUACUACGGACCUGCAGUCACCAUAGCACAACCAGUGCAAGAUUUUGCUCUGAGUAUGCGGCCUCCUCCGACACACAUGUACUCACCGGUACAACCGCCUCCAGGUAUGGUUGCGGCCGCGCAGGUGCCUCAACAACAAAACGUGGCGGUUGCCGCUCGAGCACACAGGCCCCAUCAAUUUAACCAGACGCAGUUGCGCUACCUACUCACCUCGUACAGGGUGGGAAUGUUGGCGUUGGAAACCUUGGCCAGAAGGGUACACGAUGACAGACCGCAAGCGAAAUACGCAAGGAAUCCUCCUUACGGCGAGGACGUCAAGUGGCUGCUACGCAUAUCAAAACAUCUAGGCACUCAGUACUUGCACCACUUCUGCGUGUGCGCAGUCAAUUCCAUCGUAAGUCCGUUUGUUUUGCACGACGUGGCCAUCGAGGCGGCUCAGUACUUGUCCCGUAACAAUCCGGGUUUGGUUAUGCAACAUCUGCGCACCGCACUCACCCCUCUGGUACAAAAAUGCCAACAAAUGUACAUCCAGUGCUUGCAUCAGAAGCUAUAUCAUCUUACGCCAGCGGAUUACGAGGAUUUCGUAACAAUCGUAUGUGCGGCAAGGGCUGCUUUCCAAAUUACCCCUGACGGCACCGCGCAGUUCAAGGAGUGGCUACAGUCGAUCAGAAGAUCAAAAUCCUGCAAGAAAGACCUCUGGGCUCAAAUCAACUCCGCCCUGCAGGCCAAUAACAAAUGACAAAGGCCAGACUUAGGCGCCCAAGGUAGCAAUACCAACUCCCCAUUGACCCUACCAGCAACUUUAACAGCAGCGAUUCGAACAAUAUCAACGUCGGCAACAACGCCUGCGCAGCAUCAGCAGGAUUACGGCGAAGCAUCGCCGCAAAAAACCUUUUUCGUGUGCAAGUAUUCGUCCAAGAAGCGGGGGGGCGGCGGCUUAAUUGUGAUGCCGGUGGAGACGGUGCCCUUUUCCGCCAAACCCACCUACAGGCAACUGACGUGGGGCGUCCCCAACCGUUCGCCUCCGCCCUUUAGUUGACUUCCAACAAACCAUCAACCCGUUCUUAAAGCAAUAGUUUGAAAUUUUGAAAGUCGUCUUUAAAGUUAAAAGAUUCCCUCUAGAAGGAUUUUCGUUUGUUGAAUGUAAGUUGCUUUGUUUUUGACAACCAUAUUUAACUUAACAGUCGACCGUACAUUCUUUCAAACGUUUAUUUUAUCAUUGCAUGCAUGGUGAACUUUGUUUUAUUACAUUCAUUUAAAUACUUAAAGACAUACACAUAAAAUAAAUUACUGAUUGUUCUGUAAUAAAACAAAGGUGCAAGGUUUAAGUAGGCGUAUUGUUUAAAUGUUGUUUCGCUAUUUAAAAAAAAUGCUCAGGUCUCUAACCAUCUCUGCCUUUAUGUAGGUAAAAUUACUUAAUAAGUAGCCAAUUGUUUUUGAUCACAAUCAUCAUUAAACCACAUAUAUCUUAGUUAAGUUUCUCUUGUGGACACCAAAAAAAUGUUAUGUGAUGAGUUGGGUCUACAAGGCCUCAGAAUGUAAAAUUAUUGUUUUUGAUAUCCGAUUUUAUUAAAUUAAAUUAAAAAAAAAAUAUUUUAAAAAAAUAUAAAAUAUACAAAAUAUAAAAUAUUGGGUAUAAUAGAUUUCCCCUUUCAAGAUAUUGAAUUGACACUUUAAAUUUUAAUUGCUGAAAUUGCAAUAGCCUUUUAAUAAAUUUGUAUGAAUUUGUUAAAUAAAUAAACAAAUUAAAUAUUUUUGUUAAUAAGGGAUUUUUUUAUGGAAGCCUAAAUGUAGGUUUAAUUAUUAAAGUGUCCACAUGGGAUUCCCCUUAUUACUAUAUUACAUGUAUGAGUAAUAUGUAUUGUUCAGUCUUUACAUAGACUACUGUUCAUUUUUAAAUAUUAAGACUAAUUUAAAUAUACUUAUAUCUUUUAUGACAUUCUUAGUAUUAAUUUGAAUUAAACUGUUUGACUGGAUUAUCGAAAUGCAUCUCAUUCAUUUAUUCAGUAAUAUGUACAGACCCAGUGUUAUUAUAUGAAUGUUUUUAAGAUGUUUUAUUUACAUUUUCAGUAUAGCCAUUAGGAACUUAGAUGAUAAGUUUUUAAUGAAUGUGUUUUUUUCUUAAUAUUGAUUCUCAAUCAAAUACACAAGACAUGUCUGCGUAAAAUAAUAUGGUUGUGUUCAAUUUUACAUUGAUGCAAAAUAUUUUUAAAAUACAAUACUAUUGGAAGUAUUUUGUGAUGUGUAACAUGCAAGAUUACAACGGCCCAUUUUGCAUAUGAUCUCAAUUAUGUAUAAUACAAAGGUUUACGAUUUUGCAUGGUUUUCCAUGUGGAAAUUUUUCCCUGAAAAACUGAGAAAAAGUUUUAAUAAGAGUUUUAAAACACACUUUCUCUUAAAAGCCCCAAAUAAGACUUAUUAGUGGCAAUAAGACUUAUUAAGCCAGACUAUUAGCAAGGUUUGGGAGUCUUCUGGAGGAGUUGACUCAAUAAGACUUCCAGCAUUUGGUUAUUGUUAAAGAAAACACGAAGAAAAGUAUUUAUAAAUAUUGUUUCUGUGUUGUUAUAAGGCUUAUAACAUCAGAAGCAAUGUUACAAUAUAAGCCGAGUUUAUUUUAAUUCACCACAAUAAAACAGUCACAAGGUCACACUGCGUUUUUGUAGAUUUAAAUAAAUAUCUUAAGUUGUUUCAAUCUGCAAGCUGAUUAUGUCUCCAGAAGGUGUAUGAAAGAUAAUGAGAAAAAAAAUAAUAAAAAAACUAGGCGCUUUUUUAAUGGCGCCAAAAAUACAAUUUUGAAAUUUUAUUGUUUAAAAAAUUUGUUUAUCAGCUAUUAAAAUAUUAAUUUUAAUCAAAAUAUAAUAUUUACAUACUCUCAUUAAUAAUAAUAAUGCUUUUGGAUAUGUCCAUGUACAAAAGACUAGAGGGUUUUGUGGCAGCUAAUGGUUCAAAGGGAUUUUAUACCAGCAUACCGCGAACAAUUAUUGUUUGAGGUUCUCUGGCGAAAAAACCCAAAACAUUUAAAUUGUGGUUUUCGACAGACUAUCGUACUAUUCGAGCCGUAUAAACUGGAGAAUUAAACUGUAAUAAAAACAUGUUGACAUGUAAAAUUGUCAAUAAAAAUUUCUUGCUGUUGGUAACAAAAUGUUUGUGUAAUUUGCAGCUGUUAAUCGCUCAUCAAUAAGCCAGCACAUUCUAGGACCGUGAACGCUUAUCCACGCCAAACAUUGAUGGAAAAGAGCUCACUAUUUCUUGUUCCCAACGUAUAAUUAUCCUCGUCUCUUGGAUUUCUUGGACGGUAAACUCGAUUUGAUGAAUGGUAGGUCUUUUCAUCGAAAAAUACUACAUUACUCCAAAAAUCUUCAGUGUGAUUUAGAAACUCAUUUGCAAACUGAAUUCGCAUCUAAGCAGUUCUGAGAGAUCCUGGAAAUAAUGUUUCUUGUGCUGCCACAGCGGUUUCAAAAGGAUUUUGGCGGAUGAGAGCAUUGUUUUCAGUCUCAUUAGAAACCUACAUCUUUUUUGAAAUGUUUUCGCAUUUUAUGGUGUUCCUGCCAGCGAUUCUUUAUAUAAAAUAUGCAGCUUUUAAUAACAUUUUAAUCAGCGGCCUCAAAUUUUCUUCCAUUUUUGCUAUAGGCCUUGACUUCUGAGGUUGUGUUGGAUGGCAUUUUUGUUUAAUAAAUUGACAGCUAUUUUAUAAUAAUAUUAAUAAAAUAGCUGUCAAUUCGAUAUCAACCUUUGGUCAUCUAUGAUAUCAACUGUCAUUGUAUUAAUCUGCAAUGUGCAUAUAUAAUAACACUUGUAUUCUCAUAAAAUAAAGAAUCCGAAUGAGCCGGAAUUUUGCGCAAAGAAGAAGAUAACGUCAAAAUUCGAAACAUAAAGAAACCGAAGGAACCGGAGUUUUCCGGAAAGGACAAGAUAACGUCAUUUUCCAAAAAAUAAAAACCGAAGGAACCGGAAUUUCGCGAAAAGAAGGUAAUGUCAUGUCUGUGCGAAAUUCCGGUUCUUUCGGUUUCGAGACGUUUAACGUUGAUUAUCCUAGGCUUUACAAAUAAUUUAGACCAAUCGAGUAAAGUUUUUUUUUACCUCUUUGUCUGUAAAAAACCCAUUUAGACUUAAAUCAAUUUUUUGAACAGUGUAAAUUUCAAAAUUCGUAUUAUUGCCGCCAGUAAAAAAGCGCCAAAGUAGUAUUUUUUUUAUUUCUGGUCUCAUUCUUUUUCUUACACCCAAAGACAUAAUAAGCUUGCAGAUUGGAGUAACUCGACAUUUUUAUUUAAAUCUACAAAAACGCACCGUGAGGUGUAAUAACAAUUAUAAUGAAACGCAUAUGUAUGAUGUGUUUGACUUGCUUUCAUGGCAUGUACUAACCUUAACUACAUGAAGCUCAGCGGUGAUCUGCUUAGAAAAUAAUAUUGCCUUUACAGUCGCCCAGUACACAAUAGGACAGAUGAAUAUUUGGGCAUAUAAAAAGAAACUACUAAAAUAAAACGUACAGUAGCAAUAAUAAAAGCAAGUCUAGCGCGUGGUAUGCAUUGCAAAAAAUUAUAAUUGUUAUAAUUAUUACACUGUAUGUACUCAACAAGUGCAUUUUAUGUAUUCUACAAGUGAGACGUACCUAUAGGUAUACCUAUGUUUUGACUGUGUUAUUGUGACGAACUGCAAUAAACUUGGCUUACAACAACACAGAAAUUUUUUUUAUAAAUAUUUUUAUUUUUUUUACAAUAUCCAAAUACAACAUCUCUAAAUAAUCUGAAUGUUUAUUUUUAUCGCUAUAGGUACAACACUUUCGCUAUUAAUCUGACAUCUGAGUUUUGACGACUUAAUAAGAGUUGUUUUAAGAGUUUUUAAGAGAAGGGAACACUUUCAAAACUCUUAUUUUUACUUAUACAAAUUUUUAUGUUUUCCAGAAAAAAAGUUCCACAAGGAUUUACGAAAUAAAUUAACUAAAAGGUUGCAUUUUUAGACUGCAAAAAAUGUGAUGAAUACAAUUGUAUAGUAUUUAGUAUGUCAAAUUGUCAUGUGCAUAUUUUGACUUGGUGCCUUUAAAAUUAGUUUUGUUUCUCAUUCUCUUUUAUUGUUUUUAAUAAAUUUAAACCAUGCAAAAGAAGUAAAUAACAUUGAUGUACUUUUGAUUUCCGUUUACGAAACCGAAAGUAGAUUAGACAAAGAUAAUAAGGAGUUAAUUAUAGUUUAUUUUUUUGAGUAGGUUUUCAUAUACACUAAUGUGUAGGUAUUCAUUUAAUUAGAUUAGUUACGUAUAACGUAUCUUAAUUAGUGCCGUUGAUUUUAACGAAAUAUGAUUUACAUUGUUUUUGUAAAAAUAUAGUUAUUUAUAAAAUCUGUUUCUUUUUUAGUUUUAUUUUAUAAUUUAACAAAGUUAAUGUAUUGCACAUACUGUGUAUGUCAUAUUUCUUUAAUUCAAUUAACAAGAGAGAAAUAAGGGCUGAUUUAUAAAAUAUGUAUAAAUAGAAAAUCCCAUAUUUGAAAUAACUAAAAACUUGAUGUAUAAAGUAUGUUCUUGUGUUUUUAUUUUUACUAACUGCCUUUAAUGUACUAAUCAUAUACUCUUGCUGUAAGAGUUUUCAUGGACGUAUUAACAGUGGACGCGUAACGCCUACUCUUGUGUAUUGAAGCAAAGUGUUGAAAAGCUGAACCUAAAUUUCAUUGUCGUAACCUUUAAAGGCCAAGUUUUUUUUUCGUGUUUUUGUUAUGUUAAAAUACCAUGAAGCUCCACCAUGGCAGUUUGUUCCACCUUUAUGAUCUGUGGUUCGUUCUGCAUUGGGUUGUAGAAGUCAUUCCACCAAAUAUAUAUUUUAUAAUUUUUGAAGUUAUUCUCUUCAUCAAAAUAACAACUCACUGAAGAUUUGAGCUUUUAUUCUUGAUUACUAUUUUUUGAAUUUAGCCUUUUUUAACCUUUUUUAUGUAAAUAAUGUUUUAUAAUAGUUAUUUGUUUUACAACUUGUAGGGUUACCAGAUUCUGUCAA
Brassicogethes aeneus is the source of this 10876-nucleotide messenger RNA. Lineage: Eukaryota; Metazoa; Arthropoda; Insecta; Coleoptera; Nitidulidae. The record is from the annotation of a GenBank genome assembly.